Molecule: messenger RNA, 2666 nt
Organism: Xiphophorus maculatus (southern platyfish)
Lineage: Eukaryota; Metazoa; Chordata; Actinopteri; Cyprinodontiformes; Poeciliidae
Product: dual specificity protein phosphatase 26-like
Exons: 4
Coding region: 368-955 (195 amino acids)
Biological process (GO): negative regulation of MAPK cascade; protein dephosphorylation
Cellular component (GO): cytoplasm
Molecular function (GO): MAP kinase phosphatase activity; protein tyrosine/serine/threonine phosphatase activity
Source: RefSeq, a predicted model, not a curated record
UCAGUCAAUUUCACUUUUUUGUUUUCCCUUCUUUUUUAUGUUCUUCACUGUUUUGUAUUGACUUUUAUUACAGUUAAGCAUCUUCUAUGAGCUACAUUUAUUUUUCUCGUUCCUGGAAGGAGUUAUUCAGUCUGAUAUAAAAAGAAAAGAAUUGUCCUCCUUCCAUCAAGUGGAAACUUGCCCUGGGGCAUCACUCUUCUAGCCAGCUUUCACAUCUUUAAAUAGGCUGCUAUUUUAAUUCAAAAGCAUAACGUGCAGCCCUGAAGGCUUGAAGGCAUGCAGCCCAGAUUUAAUGCAAGGGUCAAAUGUCCUGACAACACUCGAACAUACGGUGUCGUGUCCAGGCGUCUUGUGAAAGGAAGAAGCAAUGUCCUACUCAUCCAAGCUUCCCGCUUCCUGGAAUGAUGAACGACCACGUCGGAAAGUGGAAAUCGAUCUCAGCUCGCCUGGUUUGGCAGUGUUUGAGUUGGAAAGACUGCUGUUCACAGGCAAAGCCAUCAUCAGCCAUGCAGAUGAGGUGUGGCCGAGGCUUUACAUCGGGGACCAACACAGCGCAGAAAACCUUGCGGAUCUGUCCAGGCAUCGCUUCACUCAUAUCCUGAAUGCAGCUCACAGCAAACGAAGGGGGCAACCAACCACAUACGAGCAAAUGAAGAUCACCUACAUGGGCAUCGAGGCACACGACUCCUGCAACUACGACAUGAGCAUCAACUUUCAGGCUGCAGCAGACUUCAUCCACAGAGGACUAAGCACAGGAGGGAAAGUUCUGGUGCAUUGUCAUGUGGGAGUCAGUCGCUCUGCCACCCUGGUGCUGGCUUACCUGAUGCUGAAGCAGAAGCUCUCUCUUGUGGAGGCUAUUUGUGCUGUGAAAGACAAUCGGGGUGUGAUCCCAAACAGAGGAUUCCUCCGACAGCUCAUUAAACUGGACAGGCAGCUCUUUGGCAAAUAUCAUUAAACCACUAGAAACCCCAAUCUCAAGAAUGUUCACAUCUGAAAUCAGUUCAUUUCUUCUGGUGUGGACUUGAUGUGUGCAAGGAUGAGAUCCUAAAAACAGUUUUGUUUUUUUCGUUGUUUAUCGUUUGACGUCUUAGAAUGUAAAAAUUUAUUUAUUUUCCGACUUACAGAUAUCAAAAACUCUCUAAAAUCCCAAUGUGAAAACUCAUGAAGGUUUUUAAGUAGUAUGUAACAAUCCACUUCUGUAACAUAAAGACACAGUUGAUAUUUGAUCAGAAGGUGAGCGUGUUAGCUGAUAUAGUCUCUAAAUAUUUUCUGGAAUGCAUUUAUACUAUUUGUACCUAUUUUAGAAAUGGAUACAAGUAGUAGCUAUUUCUAAAAAAGGGGAAACUCCUUGUAUGCUAAUAUAUUAUCUUCAAAUUAAAAGAAAAUUUGCUGUACUUCAAGAGAUGCAAAAAUGUAGCCUUUGUGGCUGAAUUUUACCUGUUUACUAAAACAGGUAAACAAUUUGUUUGUUUGGUCUCCAAACAAACAAAUUCAAUUAAUUUGUCCAACAUUAAAACCGUUUUUAAUCAUAAAACCUGCACUGAAUAAUCUUGGUGUGAGAGAGGGAGGAGCUCAGAGAGCGAUUUGAGGCAACUUAGGAUAGAUGUCCAGUAGAUGAGUGAUAAGAAAAAUUCUAUAGUUUUUUUUAUGGAAUUAAAUUGUAAUAGUUAUAUUUGUAAACCUAAUGAAUAAGCUUAGUAGUUGCUACAGUGAUGUAUUAGACUGGUUUUGAAGACUUAUCCACUGAUAAAAUAUGAGCAUCAGUAGGCAGGAAAAACAGCUGCAGCCCUCAUUAGCACACCUGAGACAGGUUGUCUACUUUAAAGUGCAAAUCUGUGCAGGGAACUAGCUCAGUGGGUGUCUGUGGGUUAACUGGGUGCUGAUGGGUUCUUCAAAGGCUUCAGGGGCAGAAAGUGCAAGUACUGAUUUUGAGAUCUAUACUGUGUGAAAAGACAAAAUCUUUCAUGUGAAAAAAGUUGUAGUAAAGAGGUUGUGUACGGUAGUAAGUAAAAUUACUGUUCCAACUGCAUUUAGCUAGUUCCUUUUUUUGACUUGACCUAUUACUUCGACUUCUUACCUGGAUUCGGUUAUAAGUCACAGAAGUCCUUAUAUCCUCUUUCUUAGAUCACCUUAGAUGUUGCCUGCUCCUGUGAUUUUUUUGUUGUUGGAUUUUCUCUGCAGUGAUCUGGCAAGGGAGAGGCCAACACCAGCUGGAAGCCCCAGACACCCUUGCAGACAGUGGUGAUGACAGAAUUUCCCUGGUGACAUUUGCAAACAAGGAGUUUGCAAAUACAGGGAAGUUGUCAGAUCUUGCUGCUGCUGAGGGCAAAAACAUCCUUUUUUCCCCAGUUAGUGUCUCUGCUGCCUUUCCUGCUCUGUCUGUGGGAGCGAGGGGCGAUACCUACCAGCAGCUUUUCAAUGGUCUGAGCUUCAACAGCUCCCAGGUGAAUCAGGCAGAUAUAAACCGGGCCUUUCAUACGUUCAUUGGAAGUUCAUUGAAACUAUCUUCAUAAAUCUGAAAUGAAAAAGUGAAUUGUAAAAAAGAAAAAAAAGCUCCCUGUGCUCCACCCUCUAAACUUGUGUGUUACAAAUGACUUGUGUACAUUAACUAUUUGCUGGUUGAAAUAAUUGCACAAUAUUUAAAUCUUUUCAGGAAAGAAAGUUUA